UUAUUUCCUUUUAUAUAUUAAAAAAAGGAUUUCGUGGCCUCGUGUUGACGCAGAGCCGAGGAUGGUCUAUUGUAUUUGUGACUUCCGGGACUCGUUUUUCCACGGAUCAAGUAAAAUGUUGCACAACAUGGAGCUGGGUGCCGAAAAAGCAACUUUUUUUUCUUGGACUUUAAUUUUUGCGUCGUUUCUUGUCUCUUUGUAGCAAUUUAUUAUUAAAAUGUUUGCAUUAUAGCACACCAUCUACGGGACGCUUUUUCUGCAGCAUGGCCGCGCUGAAGAAUGAAACUUUAAUCCCCGUGGAGAGCGUCACACUUUGUGAUCAAGAUGACGGCGUAAGAGACGAUGAAGUCAACAAACCAGAAGUCUCUAACCAGAGGAAGUCUGUUGGAGAACAACAUUUGGUAUCAGCCUUCAAGCAGAUGAAGCUGGAGAGGGAAGCACAGAAGAACUGGGACUUGUUCUACAAAAGGAACGCUACCAAUUUCUUCAAAGACAGACACUGGACCAGUAGAGAGUUCGACGAGCUUAAGACGUGCAGACGAUCUGAGUCACAAAAGUUAGUCCUGCUGGAGGCGGGAUGCGGCGUGGGGAACUCCAUCUUUCCUCUGCUGGAGGAAGAUUGCAACAUCUUCAUCUAUGCUUGCGAUUUCUCGCCCAGAGCAGUUGACUUUGUCAAAAAUCCCCUGUGCCAUCCCGAGCGCUGCGCCGUCUUCCAAUGCGACCUCACCCGCGACGACCUGCGGGACAACGUUCCUGAGGGGUGCGUGGAUGCCGCCAUGCUCAUCUUCGUGCUGUCCGCUAUCCAUCCUGACAAGAUGCCGUCGGCUGUGCGCAACAUCCACACGGUGCUGAAAAACGGAGGCGUCGUUCUCUUCCGGGACUAUGGCGUGCACGAUCACGCCAUGCGGAGGUUCAAAGCCAGCAGCAAGCUGGCAGAUAACUUCUACGUGCGACAGGAUGGAACCAGAUCCUACUUCUUCUCCAAAGACUUCCUGGCGGCGCUCUUCUCGGAAGCGGGCUUCUGCUGCAUCACCAUAGAGUACGUCCAGAGGGAGACGGUCAACAAGAAAGAAGGACUUUGCGUUCCCAGAGUUUUCCUGCAGGCCAAGUUCACCAAAAAAGAAUCAUGAGGCCGUUGCACACACGGAGAAACACCGAAUGGUCGCAAAAUUCUCGACAUGAUUGUGAAAAAGGACUAUUCACAUUUAAAGUCACAAAUGUGUUCAUAUUUUACACAGAGUUGCCAUUUGUUUCAUAUUCACUGUAAAUGUUUCACUUCAUUUUGGAACGUAUCCAUCAGCUGUCAAUUUUAAAUAUUUUUUAAAAUAAUAGUCGAGUUGUAAACCACAAGUAACUUCAAUGGAGCCCAUGUCGAAAGGACUGCAUUGAAUAUUCAUGUUAUGUCAGGAAAUAUAAAAGCAAAAAGAAA
Molecule: messenger RNA, 1429 nt
Organism: Hippocampus zosterae (dwarf seahorse)
Lineage: Eukaryota; Metazoa; Chordata; Actinopteri; Syngnathiformes; Syngnathidae
Gene: mettl6
Product: methyltransferase 6, methylcytidine
Exons: 5
Coding region: 264-1130 (288 amino acids)
Source: RefSeq, a predicted model, not a curated record